AUGGCGCCCUUCUUGCUCGAUAAGCUAGCAACACUUUUGAUGACUGCUUCCAUAGCACUGCUUCUUGUACUUCUUUUACUGGUGCUUAUUGUGUGGAAAGAGCACAGGAAAUAUGACCAUAUUCCUGGACCUAAACGGAGGAGUUUCUUACGUGGAAACUUCUCAGAAGUUGAAGAAAAAGGAAAGCUUCUUUCUGAACUGUUUCUAGAUCAUGCUCUUGUGUAUGGGCCUAUAUUUGUCUGGUGGUAUUUUUUCUGGCCAAUUGUGGUAAUAUCAGGCCCAGAAUUAAUAAAACAUGGUUUAGUAACUUUAAACCUUCCAAAGGCACCAUCAUCGUACGACAGUUUAGCAUAUAUAUUUGGACGACACAGAUUUCUUGGCUCUGGGCUGGUUACUCAGUUGAAUCAUCAAAAAUGGAAGUCAAAGAGAAACCAAUUAAAUCCAGCCUUUCAUCGCAGUUACUUGAAGGAUCUGGUCCCACAGUUCAAUUCUAUCGCAGAUGCUCUUAUUUCAAAGCUGUCAAAAGUUGCUGAUGGGAAAACUGUCAUUAAUAUGGUGGAUGAAUUCCAAAAAGUGACUUUGGAUGUCAUUGCAAAGGUAUGGUAGUGGAAUCAUUUUGUAAAGCAGUUGUUUGGUAUUAUGGCCAAGUAAGAAAGUGGGGGCUUAUUCAGGGGAGGGUGCAUAUUAGAGCACGGGGGAUCAUUCAGGGAAAUAUGGUAGCUCUGUUAAAUUUAGAUCACUGUAAAAUUCUGAAAAUAAGCCCCAGGGCCUAUAUUUUUCAAAGGACCUUUUUGAGGGGUGUAUUUUUGGAAGGGGCUUAUAUUCGGAGGGGCUUAUUAUAGGAGGGAAAUCUGCAUUUCAAAAUUGGCUGGGCUUAUAAUUGGAGGGAAUUUGUGUCAAAAUUUUUGAAUGUGCAACUGGUAAUAUUAAGGUUUUGGUUAGAAAUUCGUAAUAAUUUAAUCACACUGAAAAUGCCAAGUUCAAACACAAUAGCAAUAAACUUUAUUAGAACAGAAAUACAGUAAUAACGGUAAUGUAGUUCAGGCUCAAAGUUCAUGAUAACUAUGAAAGCUCUUAUUGCUCCAGGAGUACUAGAGGGAGUUUUGGUUCAGGGUGGCAAGAUUGAACUUCCUUGCAAAUACUUUGUUCUACAGACCGAAGGAAUUCAAAGCACAAGUGAAGAGCAAACUGGGUAAAAGACAAUAAACUUCAACACCUGUUGACCACAUUGCUUUAGUGCACGGAAUCAUUCUUUUAUGACUAAAAAAGGCUUCCUGAUAAUGGGGAUUAUGUGUAGUUUGCUUUGUAUAAUUAAGGAUAAUUUCCAAAUACAAGCUCCCAGGGGCUUAUAUUCAGAGGGACUUGUUAUAGAUAUUUUUGCCUUUCAGAUUAGGAGGGCUUCUAUUCAGAGAGGCUUAUACAUGGAGGGGCUUAUUUUUGGAAUUUUAUGGUAUGUUAUAUUUAUUAAAUCAUUCUUAUUUUGCUCCUUAAGGUUGCAUUUAGCCUGGAUUUGCAUUGCUUGGAUGAUCACAACUGCAAAGUCCAUAGAAAUCUUAGUAAGUGUCUGGAAGGUUAUUCAGAGAGCUAUUACCAGCCUCUACUGUCCUUGUCACUUUACAAACAAUCGUACCAGAAGACCAUUUCCACAUCAAUAUCUGUUUUGCGUCAAUGCGCAAAGGAAUGUAUAGAACAGCGACUGCUAGCCAUGGAAGACUCUAAGAAAAGGCCUAACGAUAUACUCCAGAUGAUCCUGGAGGCUUUUGAUGUGAAUUCAAAGAAUAGUCAUGCUAUCAUGGAAGAACUUGUGGAUGAGUUCCUCACAUUUUUCUUAGCAGGUAAUGUUUUUGUGUUAAAAUUUGUUAGCUUGUGUAGUAACUGUGCCAGAUUGUCAUGCAAGGAAGAAGAGGUUUCAAACUCCAGACCAAGCCAACUCUCAGUGUCCUAAAAUAACAGAGGAGAGUGUAUUGCCUUUGCUGUGACAUCUGAAAAUGGUUAGAAAUAAAAGUAGUCUUCUCUCAGGAAAGGAUGACAAACCAUAAGCCCUGUCUCCUGUAUCUCUAUUAUGCUGGUUAGCAGGGGCCGUGAAAAAACCAACACACUUCUCCCAACAAGUAGGGAACAUAGCUGCAGGUGCCAUGGUCUGGCCUUGUUACUUUUUAUAAAGUUUCUCAUCUAGCUCAACUUUAAAGGUAAACUGGGCCAGCCUGUCUAAAUGUGGCAAAUGAGUGAAUGAUUCAUUUUCUCUAGCUGUACAUUCUUGAGUCUUCUCAAUUUAGGAGGUGUAUAGCCUUGUUUUUGUGUGUCGUGAGAAAAAUUUCAGAGGGUUCUUGAUCCAGUAAAGGAAUUGGAUCACAGUUGAAUGAGCCCAUGCUGAAACUGACAAAAAGUCAGUCACCGAAAACACUUGUUUUCAGAACCACUCCCACUAAAAUGAUCACUGACUACGCAAUAAUUCUCCUAGAUUCAAACACUUGACUAAAUGUAUUAUUUGUAACUGUGACUGUUGCUUUGACAACCCCUAAGGAAGUUAUGACAUGUCAAUGUAUCAAAAAGUUUCUGUUACGAUAUCACUACAACUGCCCCCAUUAUUUUCCCAUCGGAGUUCACCCUGUGACAGAUGAUACAGCCCCCCCCCCCCCCCCCCCCCCCACUCUCCUAUAAGAGAAAAUUCCACUGAGCAUAUAUUGGAUCUGUUAACUCAUUAAUUGUUUCAGAUUUUAAAAUUUGUAUUCUUUUUCUAUGACUUUCUACAGGGCCAUAAGUUUAUUAGCCCGUCACUUUUACUUGCUACCCUGUCUUAAUAAAGCAUUUAUUGUUAUUAUUAUUAUUAUUAUUAUUAUUAUUAUUAUUUUUAUAGAUUUAAUUUUGUUUUUAGGUCAAGACACAACAGCAAACCAACUUAGCUUUACCUUGUUAGAAACUCUGUUGAAUGAAGACAUUGAAAACAGGUUUGUGAUGCAGCUACUGAAUAGAUACUUGAGUAAUUAGUAGGGUUCUUUCAAUUUGACAUUCCUUUUGCUGAAAAGGGUGUGAAAAUUUUUGUAUUGAAUAGUGCAGUAUUACAUUGAAAUUUUAGGGAGAAGUUGGUCGCCUGACAUGACCCAGGGUCUUAAUUUUCACUUGAGGCAAAUCAUGAUAUAUACAGCACUAUGAUGAUGAUGUCCAUUUAACAAUUAGAUUCCUUUCUGCUGUGCAUCUGGUACUUCUGUUCAGUAAUAGAUCACAGAUGAGAUCAUAAUAAGAUUAGAACAUUAAAGUAGCACAUGAGGAGCAGCCAAGUGUGUCACUGAUAUAGCAUUUUUUGAAGUCCUAUGUGAUAUAUCACUGAACAGACACAGAGUGAUAUGGAAUCUAUUUGUUUUAUACAGUGCAUGAUAAAAAAUUAACAUUUUCUUAUAGUUUUCUACAGCUUGUAGUCUGUCCUCCAAUAAGGAGGGAGCAGUCAAAAUGCAUUUAUACAUCAAUCAGUUUAUCAUAUAAAUAGAAAUGCUUAAUCUUCUCACAUUUUUUUCAGGAUAUUUCAGGAGGUGGACGAUGUCAUAGGAGGAAAAGAGAGUGUUGAAUUUUUGGACAUUGCAAAGAUGCAGUAUCUUGGGCAGACACUUAAAGAAAGUCUACGAAAACAUCCAGUUGUGGGGGGUAUUGCCCGUGUCACUACAAAAGCUGAGAAAUUUGGACAAUAUUUAAUACCUAAAGGAGCAAAGUUACACUUUUCAAUUUUUGUCUCUCAUCACCUUCCUGAAUUCUGGGACAAUCCAGAAAGCUUUCUUCCAGAGAGAUUUGCAGACAAUGUUAAGCCUUCAAACUUUGUUUACCUUCCAUUUUCUUGUGGUCCAAGAAUUUGCAUUGGAAAGGUUUUCUCAGCUAUCAAUGCUACCAUUAUCAUGGCACGCAUUUUUCAAAAAUUUAAAUUUCAGUUGGUGCCUGGGCAGACUGUGCAGCGGGAUGACAAUCUCACAAUUUUCCCUAAGGAUGGAGUCCUGUGCACUGUCAAGGAAAGGAUAUCAGCAAUUUGA
Molecule: messenger RNA, 4016 nt
Organism: Pocillopora meandrina
Lineage: Eukaryota; Metazoa; Cnidaria; Anthozoa; Scleractinia; Pocilloporidae
Source: the annotation of a GenBank genome assembly